Cladophialophora psammophila CBS 110553 is the source of this 1224-nucleotide messenger RNA. RefSeq lists its product as uncharacterized. NCBI's taxonomy places the organism in Eukaryota, Fungi, Ascomycota, Eurotiomycetes, Chaetothyriales, Herpotrichiellaceae. The record is from RefSeq and is a predicted model, not a curated record. The transcript has 3 exons. Bases 1 to 1224 code for a protein of 407 amino acids.
AUGUCGUCUCAAAACUAUGUCUCCCAAAGGGCGCUUCUUGGGGUGGCAUACUCCAUGCUUGGAGUCACCAGCGUUGUCUUCGUGGCAAGGGCGCUGGUGAGAUUCCGUCAACCAAAAAGGUUCCAAGCAGAAGACUUCUUCCUCCUGCUUGCCUACCUCUUCUUUCUAUCCCUGACCAUCAUGUAUAUCGUCUUAACACCCACCAUGUUCCGCGUCACUGAUGCAUCGACGGGCAAGAUACCAAUCUACCCCGAGAUUCUGGACGACUCCCUCUUUAUGAUCAAGAUCUUCUUCGCCAACACCAUGAUCUUCUGGUUUACGCUAUAUUCGGUCAAGUUUGCGUUUCUGUGCCUCUAUCGCCGGCUGAUGACGGGUAUCCCGGUGUACAUGAAACUGUGGUGGGCGGCUGCAGGAUUCUGUAUCUUGACUUUGAUUGGCUGUGUCGUAUCAAACUUCACCAGCUGCCACAGUAUGCACGCAUGGUUCACACCAGGACUAUGCGCCGAGAAACGAGACGUGCGUGCUCAGAUCGCCUCGUUAUAUUACGCCUACGCGGUGGAUGUCUUGUCAGAUCUCUUCAUCAUGUUCCUUCCCCUGCGUCUGAUUUGGAACCUACAACGGCCCACGGCACAAAAGGUUGGCAUUGGAGCUCUGUUCUGCGUCGGAUUGAUCUGCAUCAUCUUCGCCACAAUCCGCGUGGUACAGAUUGGGGUCAAAACACAGGGUCACUCAACCCCAUCCUCCUCAUGGCUCGCGUUGUGGGCGAUCGUCGAGUCGGCCGUAACUAUUAUGGUCGGCUGUUGUCCCGGCCUGUAUUCCAAGGCCAAAGAAGCUCACUCGACUCGCAAGACGUCGUCCAAAAAGAGCGGAAUGCCUCCUCCCUACAACUACGGAAGCCAUGCCUACGCAAACCAGGUCACUGGCGCGGGCAACACUACUAACGCGACCAACAAUCACAUCAGCCGCGUGAUUGACAACGACAUCGAGAUGAAGCACAUUCCUGUCAAGGUUACUGGCGGCAAGGAGUCCCGGCGGUGGAAGGACAAAAUGAGCAGCGUCACUGACACAUUCUUCGCCAACGACAGCUCCAGCCAAGAGGAACUCAACAACAAUAAGCAGCAGAUCUUCGUCAGCACGAGUAUCGAGAUCAAGGACGAGGAAGAAGGGGACCGCGCCAGCAAUCGAAGAGAUGCCGAUUAUCACUAUCCCAAAAGCCCUGUUUGA